GUAGGGCACGAGGAGGAAGAAGAGGAGGAGGAGGAAGACGAGUACAAGAUAAGUGACUUGUGCACACACUGUGGAUUAGGAUCAGGCGUGAAAGGGGCUCAUAUGCGACUCCUGCCAUGCAUGACCUGUGACAUUACUUUCCAUCCUGGUUGUGCAAGUGAGGUUAUCAGCAGCAAGAAUACAAUCACGUAUCAGUGUUAUAAAUGCUUAAGAAAUGGCAGCAGUCCAUCCAAGUCUCCCAUGAAAAAGGCUAAGGUUAAUGAAGACAAGGAAAAUGAAGAAGGGGAUGAAAAUGGACCUGAAGAAGAGGAGGAAGAGGAAGAUGAAGAAAAUGAAGAUGGAGAACAAGAGGAAGAGGAGGAGGAGGAAAAUGAAAAGGAUGAGCAGGAGGAAGAUGAUGAUGAUGAUGGUGAAGACAGUGAAGAUGAGUAAUUUUCUUGUUCUGAUCAAGAGCUUUUAUAAAAAAUUAAACACUUUGAAAUAACAAAUGGGACUAAGUUGCUAUUGAUAUCCUAUGAAUAUGCAUCUUAACAUUUUACAGUUUGAGCAUCUCUAUUUUAUCUCAGCACCACGAGGGCUAUGUAGUUUGUACUUAGAUGCUACUUCAGAAUUCUCCUGUUCACGAAGAGUAAACUUUAUGAGUCUGGAUAUUUAAGGAUGAAGAUUGAUAAUAAUUUUGUUAGGCGCUUGCUUGAUGGCUGUUAGGUGUAGUAGUGCACAUUUACAGUGAUCAUUUGCAAUAGUUCAAAAUCCUAAAAACUAUUACUUGCAAUCUUCUUGUACUGAUACAGGACUUCGUUCGUGUUAGAAGGUCAAGAGGAAAUGAUAAGUACUGUAUAUGUUUAUAUCAGCUGGCAAAGUUAUUAGGUUAUAAGAGAUUUCAAGAUCUAAUUGUUAUUUAAAUAUACCAGGAUGGGAACAAUUGACCACAUCAGUUUUGUAGGAAUGGGUUUGAUUUCUCUAAGUGGAAUAAUUCAUUGCUAAUGCAUACUUUUUGCUUAGAACAUUUUGUUCAGACCAAUUCUGAUGAUAUAACAUAAAGAGUGAACUAUCCCAAUUUAACAUUCCAUUGAAGGGUGAAACAAAUAAAAAAAAGUCCAUGAAGGCAUCAUUGUUAAUGAAUAGGGUAGCUACACUUGUAAUUAACAAUUGAUGUCAAAAUGCUCAUUCAUCAGUUAAUCCUAGAAACACCCUCCAUAUCUUAAAUGUGGCUCUUAAAUAUUGCUUCCAUUCUAGAGGUAACUGCAGAAUUUUGUGUUACCCCUCCUUCCCAUUUGUGUGAUAAACUUCGGUAGUAUCAAGUGAUGGGUUCAGGAAGGGUAUCAGCUUGAUAAACAGUUGAGCUUGGAUCUGAUAUUUUUCUUGUGAAAAGCUUAUUUAUAGAAUGCAUCUAUUUUGUGAUACUGAUGUAUAUAUGUAUUUCCUAUUUAUUCAAGUAACUCUGUGUCUUGGUGGACUGCCAGCACCACUUUGUCUAGUUUCCAUAAAUAAAUCAGUUAUGUAAUUAUUAUUGGAUACUGUGACCUGGACGCUAAAAUAGAUAUAAGAAAUAAGAACCAGCCCAAACUCGGAACUCUACGUAUGUAUGAUAGCCCAGAAAAUUUUGUUGGCUCCAGAUAAUAAAAUCUUGAUUCGUGAUAUACAGCACUGUAUAUCCAACACUGCAUUAAGUGACUGGACAAGUAGCACCAUGAUCUGCUGCAGGUUAUUAUUAACAUAAUAUAGUUUGCUUCAUCUUAUUUAUGUCUUAUUAUAAUUUUUAUCGUUGAAAGACAAGAUAAAGCAAAGUGAUCAGACAGUAUUUCUGACUUACACUUUUACUGAAUUAUAAAUUAAUGGCAAAGUUGAUUUGAAAUAAGUAGAGUAUAAUCCAGAAAAUCAGUGAGACUAGAUGAAUAGUUUUACUGGUUGUUAGAGAGUAAAGGAGAUCUCUCAGGCGUAAUAGCUGGGCUCCGUCUGUGUCUUCUUUGAUUAAACUAAGGGUUUUGAGGUCGAGGUAGAUGUAUCUGUUGUACGAACAGAUUGACUGGUUAUUUAGAAGAGGGUGUAAACUGUUGUAAUAUGGUAAUACAGCAGAUAAAACAAAUUCAGGGAGACCAGAUUACAGUGUAUGACUUGCAUUGUUACCACAUUUUACCAUGAUAUAUUUGCAUUUAUGCUUAUUUACCUUUAACCACAUAAACACAGACAUUCAUAUAUGCAAGCACCCAUACACACACACAUAAACAGAACAUGCAUGCACUUAAAUAUCCUCUGAUUUUGGAAUAAACGUGAAUAUCAUAGUGUACAAUUUCCAGUGAUAAAAAAUGUGAUUAAGCAGAUGUCAGGUGUGUGAUGCACAUACUUAAAGCAGGGAAUCAUCUGGAUUUUGUUUUAUGUUUAUGCAUGCCUCCCCUGAUAAUACUAUACAGAAUAGGCAUACAGUAUUGAUUUUGAAUUAGUACUGAUGUGAAAUUACAGGGGUCAGAACUUAUACUCAUUUGCCUGCUAUUUCCAUGUUAAGCCUUAUUCAGAAGGGUACAAAUUCUUACCUUGUCUACUGGGUGAAUAAAAAACUGUGUAUGCUAGAUACAAAAUUUUCUGAUAGAAUUAUAGAACUGGGUUGAAGCUAUGUUGCACAAAAGCAAAAAAUGUAUGUGUCCUUUUUAGAAUAAUCUCGGCUGAUGAAAUUUAGGUCAGAAUGGUAAAUUUUCUGACAAUUAUUCUGUUAGUCACUAAAAAAGUCAAUAAAGUUUCGACCCCUGAUAAUACAUUAUUUUUAUUGCUAAUGAUCUUGAUAAGGAAGUGUCAAACUCAUGAAGUACAGUUCAGUAUAUGUUUUUAGCAAUUUUGUCCCUCUGUUGACUUUGGACUAUCACUUGUUCCUUGUGUUUGCAAGAAAUUUUGUCUUGUGUGUAAAUUUAUUAUGUUGGGAAAUAGUACAUUAGUGGUUAUUAUAAUUUAAUUCUUUAAUUUGGAAGAAUUUACUGGAUUUAGUAUUAUGCCAAUUAUCAUUUAGAACUGUGAAGCAACAAAAAGUACUCGCAGGUUGGACACCAACCAAAAGUUUUUUCAUCCAUCUCAAGAAGGCUGUAAUAUUGCCUCUGGCUACAGUGUGUUGUUCCUGGGUGGUCGGCGCUUCAUAUUUUUAAGUGCAAAUGUAAAGUGGUAAUUGUAAAUUGUUUAAUAAUAAAAGUUAUUUUUGUUAUGUUACAAUAGGCCACAUCUUGUACUGUAUUAACUUUAUGUGAAACUCAUAAUAUGCUAUGAACAGCUACCUAUGUCAGUUUGUAAAUGCUAUUAAAUAGUUGCUUUGUAAAAUAUUCCCAAAAGAGAUGAUGUAAUUGACCUGAUUAUUAUUAUUACUUUAUAUAUAUAUAUAUAUAUAUAUAUAUAUAUAUAUAUAUAUAUAUAUAUAUAUAUAUAUAUAUAUAUAUAUAUAUAUAUAUAUAUAUAUAUAUAUAUAUAUAUAUAUAUAUAUAUAUAUUAUACAAGUUUUACCAAAUGCAAUAUCUGUGACUGAUGUAGUCCAAUUUAAAUGAGAGAUUCUACUGAGGACUAAUUUGAUCACUGAAAGAAUGAUGUUCCUGUUUUGCAAGAUUAUGCAUAUUAGCAACUUUGAAGUAAAUGCUUGGAGAUUCUGCAUCAACUUCAUUGAAUUGUUUGUGAACUAGACUUUGAGAAGUGUUUAAUAUUUUAUUAUGAUCCAUGACUGCUUCUAGGAGUGCUUAUGACUUUUCCUACAAUAUGACCCCUGGCUCCCUAUUAUGUAUUUGUGUGGGGCACGGAGGAGCUCCAAUAUGUUCCAUGACUGGACAGGUGUGCUCUAUAAUACAGUAACAUAUGCUAACCAGACCCCAUAUUGUUCUUGGGUUGUGUGGGUCAAACCUCAUUCUACUUAAUGUGAUUAGAAUUAUGUUAUGCACAAGAUAUUUUUAAAUCUGUUACAGUUGUAUAGAAUUUUUUUUUUUUUGGGUACAGGGGUAAUAGGGCAACCUCUAAUGAUACCUUACUUGUGUUGUAACAUCCACGACUUAAAGUGUAUAAUAUUUGGAGAACAGUAUUGUAAUUGUUUUGGUAAAGUAUCAGCUAGGACAUUGAUAUUUUGUUCUAUCCCUUGGAACUUGGGAAAUGGCAUUUAUUAUGAAUGGGAUAAGUGUCAGACCCAGUAGUUAAAUGUUCUCAGUUCUAAUCUUUCUGAACAAUUAAAUAGAGCUAUUUUGUAAGUCAUGAUAAGUAGCAUGGAAUACUCUGAACUUUUACCAGCUUGGAGCUUAAUGUAAUAAGUAUAUUCAGAUUUUGUAAUCAUCAAUAGCUUUUUUUUUUUUUUUUCAGCAACAUGGAACUUUUGGUCCUGUAUGUUUCAUUAAGUACAUUGUAACCUUUAUUCAUUAUGUUAGAAUAUUUGAUGACCUGUUUUAGCUAAUGAUUGUCAAAAGUUUUCUUCAUCACUCAUAACUGCAGAACCCAAAAAGAUUUUCUUCAGCAGCA
Homarus americanus (American lobster) is the source of this 4470-nucleotide messenger RNA. Its product is annotated as glutamic acid-rich protein-like. The record is from RefSeq and is a predicted model, not a curated record. The transcript is spliced from 3 exons. Bases 103 to 432 code for a protein of 109 amino acids. Lineage: Eukaryota; Metazoa; Arthropoda; Malacostraca; Decapoda; Nephropidae.